Poecilia reticulata (guppy) is the source of this 2317-nucleotide messenger RNA. The record is from RefSeq and is a predicted model, not a curated record. Lineage: Eukaryota; Metazoa; Chordata; Actinopteri; Cyprinodontiformes; Poeciliidae.
AAACCUGACCUGGGUCAGAACCGGCAGCUCUCUUCUCAUGCGUCAUCCUCAAAUGGACCGACGUAUGACGUCAGAGUUAGGGUGUUAACAUGUGACGUCAGAUGUGAUCAGAUCGAUGGGGCAGCGGCUCGGUGUCUUUAAGGGUGAGUGGGCGGGUCAGCCUCCUCUUCCUCCUCCCUGUGUGCGUGUAGGAGGAGGGAGGUGUGUGUGUGUGUGUGUGUGUGUGUGUGUGUGUGUGUGUGUGUGUGUGUGUGUGGACCCGGCUGCCGGCCUCCCUCCGCUUCUCCUCUCCGCUCGGUGUGUAUAUAAAGCUCAGCGGGAUGCCAGCGCCCUGAGCUCCGGGAUGAAGAUGCUGCUGUUCGGUCUGCUGCUGCUGCUGCUCCCGGCCGGAGCCGACCUGUCCGGGUCAGCCGCUCCGCUCCGGGGGCCGGUCCACGCCUCUCCCUCCGCCCCGCCGCGGCUCCUCCUCCCGCAGCCCGCAGCGGAGCGCGGGGCUCCCGGCGUCGCCUCGACCCGGUCUGCGGAGUCCGGCGACGGGCAGGAGGAACCGGCGGCGGCGGAGCAUCCCCACCACGGCGGCGGGUACCGGGUGGUCCAGUGGGAGUGGAGCUACGUCCAGACGCCCUACGUCAUCGCCAUCUGGCUGCUGGUGGCCAGCGUGGCCAAGAUCCUGUUCCACCUGUCGCAGCGCUUCACCACCGUGGUCCCAGAGAGCUGCAUGCUGAUCCUGCUGGGUCUGGUUCUGGGCGGCGUGGUUCUCCUCGCCAGUAAGAGGCAGCUGUACCAGCUGGACCCCGCCCUCUUCUUCCUCUUCCUGCUGCCCACCAUCGUCGGCGACGCCGGAUACUUCAUGCCCGCGCGGCUCUUCUUCGACAACCUGGGCGCCAUCCUCACCUACGCUGUGGUGGGAACGCUGUGGAACGCCUUUUGCACCGGAUUCUGCCUCUACGCCGCCAAGCUGCUGGGGGUCAUAGAUGAGCGCGUUCAGGCCGACCUGAUGGACUUCCUGCUGUUCGGCGCUCUGAUCUCCGCCGUUGACCCGGUGGCGGUUCUGGCCGUGUUCGAGGAGGUCCAUGUCAACGAGAUGCUUUUCAUCAUCGUGUUCGGAGAGUCGCUGCUGAAUGACGCCGUCACCGUGGUCCUCUAUAAGGUCUACAUCUCCUUCGUGGAGGUCGGCCCGCAGAACGUCCAGACGGCCGACUACUUCAAGGGAGUGGCCUCCUUCCUCAUCGUCAGCGUCGGGGGGACUCUGGUGGGUCUGGUCUUUGCCGUCAUCCUCGGCUUCAUCACCCGCUUCACCAAGAAGGUCCGCAUCAUCGAGCCGCUCUUCGUCUUCCUGCUGGUCUACCUGGCCUACCUGACCGCCGAGCUCUUCUCGCUGUCCGCCAUCUUGUCGAUGACCUUCUGCGGCAUCGGGGCCAACAAGUACGUAGAGGCCAACAUCUCGCAGAAGUCCCGGACCACGGUGAAGUACACGAUGAAGACGCUGGCCAGCAUCGCUGAGACCAUCAUCUUCAUCUUCCUGGGCAUCUCUGCGGUGGACAAGUCCAAGUGGGCCUGGGACACGGGCCUGGUGUCCUGCACCCUGGUCUUCAUCCUGCUCUUCAGGGCUAUGGGUGUGGUUGGACAGACCUGGGUUCUGAACCGGUUCCGGCUCGUCCCGCUGGAUAAGAUCGACCAAGUGGUGAUGUCGUACGGCGGCCUGCGGGGGGCGGUGGCGUUCGCGCUGGUGGUGCUGCUGGACGCAGAGCAAGUCAGAGCCAAGGAUUACUUUGUUGCCACGACGAUCGUAGUUGUCUUCUUCACCGUCAUGUUCCAGGGUCUGACCAUCAAGCCUUUGGUGAAGUGGCUGAAGGUUCCUCGCUCCACCAACAGGAAGCCCACCAUCAACGAGGAGAUCCACGAGCGGGCCUUUGACCACAUCCUGACUGCGGUGGAGGACAUCGCAGGACUCCAGGGUUAUCACCACUGGAGAGACAAGUGGGAGCAGUUCGAUAAGAACUACCUGAGCAAGAUGCUGCUCAGGAAGUCGGUGUACAGGAAGAGCGAGCUCUGGGAGGCGUACCAGAAGAUCAACAUCCGGGACGCCAUCAGCGUCAUCGACCAGGGUGGGAACGUCCUGACCUCGGCCAGGCUGUCGCUGCCCUCCAUGGCCAGCAGAGCCUCCUUCCCUGAAGUCACCAACGUCACCAACUACCUGUGAGUCCCAUGACCUCUGAUGACCUCUCAUGACCUCUGAUGACCUCUGAAGGGGCUGCUCAGCAGGAAACAUCUUGUUUUUACACAUUCUUCCUGUUUAAAUCAACUUCAUGGAAGU